Messenger RNA from Peronospora matthiolae, 1218 nucleotides. The record is from the annotation of a GenBank genome assembly. NCBI's taxonomy places the organism in Eukaryota, Oomycota, Peronosporomycetes, Peronosporales, Peronosporaceae.
AUGGACACCACUUCGCAACGAGGUGCCAGUCCUUCUGUCAACACGUCGCAGGAAGAGCGAGACCGCAGUGUGUUGCGUCUUGCUCCUGAGAAGAAGGCAUGGAUGCCUCCCAAAUCCGUCAUGGAUCACUUGUCGGCGACGACGAGUGAUCGUUAUCGAACUACGGUUGUUCGAUUCGUCAAGAUCCAUCACCUUGACCCCAGUGCGAAAGACUAUCGAACUGAGACCGAUUUCUUCAUCGAUGCUUUCUUUAGACAUCGAUGGUACAGUGGGAAUCACAAACGUGAUGGUCCCUCACUACUUCAGGCGUGGAACUCCUACAUCCAUAACCUCGAGGAUGUAGGUCGUGACGCUUGGAACGACAAACUUAUCAAAGCUCGCGAUAAGUUUGAAAAGCGAACCCCGACAGGUGCACGCUACAAGCUGCAUCGUCUGUCAAGGGAGAAAGGAUUACCCUGCCUCUCUUGGGGAGACUUGUGCCCAUGUUGUGUGAACAACUCUGCACGAGCACCUAAGGAGGCUUACCUCCUUACUAGCCCGUGGUGGCGCGUACGUAUCUCUAGUGAGAUGUACGAAGGGAUUGACAACCUAAAAUCACUUUACGACCCUGCCGGGAAGACCUUCUCCGGCGGUCCUUCUUUGGCACAGGAUGUGCCGCGUCGUACUGCUCAACCAGACCCAGUACGUCAACCAUCAGUUGGGAGCGGGGCUCCCAAGCAUCCCAGGACGGGGGAUAGCCGCGCCACCGGACGAGAUAACUCGUCCGACGUCCGUUCACGUCGCGGUGGUUCAACAGCUGUUCAACUAGAUAGCGCUGGCCACCGCGAGAGUCCUCUAAUGGAGGUGGAGGAGGAGGAAAGACACUCUCCACACGAUCAUGUGGAUCCGUGUGUUCCCGAGAGCUUCUUUGAUCGCGUAACGCAAGGGUUACGCGACGAUCUCGAACAUGAGCGGAAUAGGCGUCUCCAAAUGGCGGACACUGUCUUGAAGCAUCGAGCUGAGUUUGCCUUUGCUCAGCUUGAGAACGAGAGAUCUCUGACAUCUCUUCGUGAAGAGCUAAGGGUAGCUCGUGAAAUUGCUGAUCGGUCUCGGGAUGAGAUAGCUGCUCUUCAGACCCUUGUUGAUGCCCACCAUCGGGAGCACAAGGCUCUCUGCGAGAUGCUUGAGCGCAAGGGCGUUCUUCAUCGGAAGAAGCAGCGUACUGAUGGUACGGCUUAA